Messenger RNA from Oncorhynchus mykiss (rainbow trout), 11266 nucleotides. The record is from RefSeq and is a predicted model, not a curated record. Lineage: Eukaryota; Metazoa; Chordata; Actinopteri; Salmoniformes; Salmonidae.
UUUUACAGCACGCAUGAUUCUUCCAGAUGGGAGAUGCGAGGUACUGUAUAUUAUGCUUUCAAUUGAGGAAAAGGAAGGGAUUACACAAGGAAUCGACGACCACCAUCGCAUAUUUUGAUCCAUUAAAAUGUGCAAAAGGUAAUUCAUGUGCUUAGUGAGGCACAUGAUCCCGUCGAGAAAGACAAUGUUGGUAUUGCAAGCUCCAAGUCUUCUCUUUCUAGUCUGAGGAUGUGGCCACCAUGUUGACUUGGGAAUCAGGCGCCAUUGAAUUCGAUCGUGUUGUUGGCAAGGCUUAAGUGCUUAGGCCUUACAGGCCCAAGCCACGUUUUUAGUCGCCGCAGUGUAUGGCAUCGAGGCCAUUUUCAAAGAAGGAUUUCUACUUAUAAGUAAAGGAUAGAGGACAACCUAUUCUUGCCACAACUUUGUGUAGUCAACAAACACCACAAUGUAUGCGAUUACGGUGCGCCGGCAAUACAGUAGGUCCGCCAGGAUCAUGUUUGUUUACCAGGGUUGUCUCGUAUGGUAAUGCAAAAUGGCCGCCGUGAGUUCUUUGAUUUCACGAUAUUAACGCUGUCUUUUAGAAAUGGACACGCUUUGUGUCAGUAGCAUACGUACACGGUAGUUAUUCGAGAUGUCCUAUCAAACGUUUUCUCUAUAACAUUAGAAGGUUCAAGUACCCUACAGUAGGCUGUUAUUUCAUAACUUGACCCUGAAACGAAUUAUUCAAGAUGCAGAAUGAAGAAAUGGACAGACAGAUGUAAGAGGGCGUCCUGCCCUCGAAAAAGACCGUGACAAGUUCAUGGCCGCCAACAAGAAGAAGAAAAUAAUGGUUCUUAAUGAGGAGGGGGCAGCUGCGCCCAUGGCACUGCACUCGACUGCCUCUCCCCCUGACCUAGUUGGUGCCCUAAAAACAGGGCAGGCAAGUGGAGUUGUAGCCAAUGAGGAAGCAAAUAUUGCAGCAACAUCCACUCCAGGCUCUGCAAUGGGUGUUGCUCUUACAAUGAACUCCACUGUCAUUUCUAAUAACCAACCAGAGAAUUUACCACCAGAGAGCACCCGCAGAGGUAUCAAGGUGAUGUUGGACAGCAACAACAUGUGGAAUGAGUUCUUCAGAUGCAAAACUGAGAUGAUAGUAACCAAACAAGGCCGGAGAAUGUUCCCUUAUUGCCGCUUUCGCAUCUCUGGUUUGGAUCCCUUCCAGAAGUACAAUCUGCUCAUGGAUAUCAACCCAGCGGACAACAAACGUUACAAGUGGACUGGGCAAAAUUGGAAAAUGAGUGGAAAGGCAGAAGCCCAUAUGCUGAGACGGAUCUUCAUCCACCCAGACUCUCCAUCUUCUGGUCACCAAUGGAUGCAGAACCCAGUUUCAUUCUACAAGCUUAAGCUCACUGACAACACCAUGGACCAGGAGGGUAAUGUCAUUUUGCACCCAAUGCACCGGUACUUACCGCACCUCCAUGUGGUCUCAGCUGAAAUGCCUACAGAGGAUAUUCAGCUCAAUGGGCAUGACGUAAUAACCUUCACCUUUCCCCAGACUGAGUUCUUUGCUGUAACAGCCUACCAGAACUUACGCAUGUCUCAGUUUAAAGCAGACUUCAACCCUUUUGCAAGUGGACCCUCUUGGGCUCUAAAGCUGAAAACGAGUCCCUCCAAUGAUUCGAAGAAGAAUGAAACCAGCUCUCCCAAUGAACUCAAGCCUUUGAAAGGCUUGAAUGGCCUGAAAUCUUUAAUGGCUGCAAAACACAGCUCUAAAGACACUUCAGCAGUAGAUAAAGGACUCCCCAGCACGGAUGCUCAAAAUUUUACACCUGCAGGCAGUGAAACCAGAUCUCCCAGUGAGCCCAAGCCUGUGAAAGGCCUCAGUGGCCUGAAGGCUUUGAUGGCAAAAUGCAACUCUAAAGACACUUCAGCAGUAGAUCAAGGACUCCUCAUUCCAAAUGCUCAAAAUGUCACCCUUACAUUUGGUGACAAAUCUGAGGUCAACAGCCAUCGACCCAGCUCAAUGCUGAAAUCAAGUCCCUCCAAUGAGAUGAAGAAAGACCCCAGCAAAUCUCCCAAUGAGCUCAAGUCUGUGAAAAGCCUGAAUAAUCUUAAGUAUUUGAUGGGGAAACGCACUUCUAAAGAUACUUUUGCAGCAGGUCAAGGACUUUUCUCUUCCGAUACUCAAAAUGUUAUGCUUGCAGAAAGUGACAAGUCCAGGGUCAAAAUAAGUCCCUCAAAUGAGUCGAAAAAAGACCACACCAGAUCUAACAAUGAACUCAAGCCUGUGAAAAGCCUGAAUAACCUGAAGUCUUUGAUGGCAAAACACAACUCUAAAGACACUUCCCCACUAGAUCAAAGAGUCCUCAGCGCAGAUACUCAAAAUGUUUCACUUGCUGACAAUGACAAGUCCUGGGUCAACUCUAUUGGGCCCAGCUACUGCACUCCAAAGGUGAUAUCAAGUCCCUCCAAUGAGUUGAAAAAAGUAGAAACCACAUCUCAGAAGGAAUUCAACCCUCUUAGAAGUAAUCUGAGGUCUUUGAUGGCAAAGCGCAACUUUAAAGACACUUCAGCGGUAGAUCAAGGACUCCUCAGCUCUCAUGCUCAAAAUGUUACACUUGGAGAAUCUGACAAGUCAAGUGUUAAUGAUCAUGCACCCAGCUCUUGCAAGAAAUCAAGUCCCUCCAAGAUGAAGAAAGAUGAAACCAUAUCUCCCAAGAUGCGCAAGCCUGUGAAAAAUACCCGAAAGUCUUUGCGUGGAAAACGCAACUUCCUGAAGACUUCAGUAGCAGAUCAAGGACUCACUACCUCCGAUGCUCAAACUGCUACAGUUGCAGACAGUGAAAAGUCAGUCUGCAAGAAAGAGUCCACUGAUCAAAGUUCCUGUACAAUAGGUCCUCCCCAAAGUAACUUCACUGAGCUGAUUCGGGAGUGUCAUCUGAAAAUAAGAAGGUGCAAUGUGGAGAUAACCAAUACAGCUUGCAAUGUUGAGCAAACAGACACUAAGGGCAUGGUUGCCAAAGGCAAAGUUGUGGAAGUAGCUGUGAAUUACAAUUUUUCCCAGAUUCCUGACGUGUUGUCGAAAACUAUUACAAAGGUGGGACCCCAGGAUAAUGGGAAUACGAUUGACAGUGAAAAGGACCACCUCUGUUCAUCUCAGUCCCAGGAACCUGUGAAGACCCCUGUGUCUAUCAAUGACCAUUCAGCAGAUGAAGUUGAAAGCAGUCAAAAGGCUUCCCAAAGCUCCUCAGUGAGCUCUGAAGCAAAAAGGACAGGUUCUGAUGAACAGCAGCAGGGGAAGGCUAAACCACACAAACGACCUGAACCUGUGCCUUUGCCCCUGCUUGCACUCUACCUUCAACAGUUGAAGUCGAAAUCCAGACCUUUUAGGACCAAACCAAAAUCUCCUUUGCCUUCUACUUCAUCCCCAUCUUCUGCUGUUCUAACUACUGACCCAGCCACUGACCCUACUGGUCCAGCAAUGGUCCCCACUGGAUAUGCUGUUCUUCCAGCCAGUGAUUCUGUAGUUCGAGCCACUGACCCCACUGGGCAAACCACAGACUAUGCUGGUGUACCCACCGAUAUUUCAGUCCCAAACACAGAUUUUUUGGUUCCUGCCACAGACUCAUUGUUACCAGAAGCUGACCCAGUAUCACUUACUGCUGAUCAGUCGUUACUUGUCGCUGAACCUACCUUAUCCAUUACACUAUCAUCCCCCACUCCACCCCUCAUGUCGCCAUUCCCUGACCCAUUGUUACCAGCCCCCGACUCAUUAAUACCAGCCCCUGCCUUGUCAUCCCAUGCCCAAGAACUGCCAUCCCCUGUACCUGUCACAUUGAACCUACCGGCUGACCUAUCAUCACUUACCUCUGACCAUCCCUCAAAUGCCCCUGCGCUGUCAUCAACAGCUAGUGUUGCCACUUUGAAACCUGAGUGUACCCCAUUGUUAUUAUCCCCUGGCCCUUCACUAGGUGGCUUUGAGCCAUCAUCACCUGCAUCAUUACCAGAUCUUGAGCCCCCUUUACCUUCCCCUGUUCAAUUGAAACUGGUCCCAGCCCCAUCCGUACCUGCACCUACCUCGUCAUUCCCAGCCCUUGAACAAUUACCGUCCCCGAACCUUUUUGUACUCUCCUCCGAACUUUCAUCACAUGCAUCACUGUUAGCACUACCUGCCCCUGAUCCUUUUUUAACAACACCCUUUAUCCCAUUGUUGCCUUCCGCUCACCUUAACCCAUUACCCUUUGAGGCAGUCUCAUAUUCAUCUAACUCUCACCCUGGCUCACUUGCUCUGGACCCUGGCUUAUCCUCACCUCCCCUGGACCCCGCCUCAUCAUUUCAAGUCAAUUAUGAACCAUUAACACGCCCUUCUACACCGUCUCCACUCCCAUUCCAGUUAUCUCCUUUUUCAUCGUUAGGUCCCGACCCAUUGUCACCAACCCCUUCACUUGCCGACCUCACUCACUUUUUCUCAAUCUCUGAUGAACUUGAGAUGACGGAAGACUUUCCAAGCAGUGAGGCGGCUCCUGUCCUAUGUCCUCAUGUCCCAACUUUAAUUACCCCUAGUGUACCAGUUGGUUCUACUCUACCAGUUGGUUCUAGUCAGCCAACCCAGAGCACUAAACCCCAGAGAUCUAAGAAGAGAUCUAGGACAGGAGUGAAAUCUGCCAAGAGUGAUCCACUCCCAGUGAUUGGGGGACCCACAGAUGUCACCAUGCAGCCCAACCUGGAGGAAGUUGAGGAGCAGCUGUUCGUCUCUUUCACCUCCAAGGAAGCACUUGAAGUCCACCUAGGAGAGCCUGCAUUUCGUGAGACGGCAACCGCACAACCUGAGAAAACCCCCGAGGCGAAAGAGAAUGUCGGAGGAUCUGAAACCACAGAGGGAAGAAUAGCUGCUUUCGAGAAGGUUCUUUUGGACGAUCUGAAGGUUAUGAAGCAUCGGCAGGUCAUUCAUCCUGUGCUGCAAGAAGUUGGACUGAAGAUGAGCUUACUGGAUCCCACUCUGGUCAUCGACCUGCAAUACUUAGGCGUCCGUCUACCUCUACCGCCACCCAUGCUAUGUUUAGGACCAAGCACUGCAGGAUUGGCAUCUCCAAGUGGUUCAGUUCCCUUUGUUUCCAGGACGGGCAAGACAACAGACUUCACCCAAAUCAAAGGCUGGAGAGAUAAGAUUGUCCCUUCAGACUCCUCAGCAUCCGCCAAGCCUGAUGUAUGUAGCCCAAUAGGCUUUAAAGAUGGCCCGAGUUCUGAUGUGGUCCCGAAGAACCUGUCGGCCUUCUGCAGUGACAUGUUGGAUGAGUAUCUGGCUAACGAAGGCAAACUCAUCGACGAGCGAGCUGCCAGUUUCACCCAGACCACCGUCGUCACCCCUGUGACCUACCAGCUGCCCACCAAGAGCACCAGCUACGUCCGAACCCUGGACAGUGUGCUGAAGAAACAGGCACCGGCACCUUCUACCACCUUUGUCCCCCCAUCCAAAAAAAACAGACUGCCCCUCGCAUCCAAAGGACCUAAAAAAUCUGAGAAAUCUGAAAAAAGGCAACAGAAACAACGCUCAAAGCAGAGCAGAACUAAACCAACUUCUGCGCCAACACCAUUACAAAUUGCGCCACCGCCAUUGAUGGAUCACGCAGCCCCGGCCAUCGCCCACGAUGACACAAUUAAAACUGUGAAAAGGACUAAGAGGAAACCGAGGGUCAAGACUCCUCCACCAGCGCAAAACUCUGUUGUGUCGAGGCCAGAGGUAGAAGAGCCACCCCCCCCUGACCUGGCUCCUGUGGAGGGUGACUCAGAGCCAGAGUCUGCCGCUGCUGAGACCAGGGUUGUUGUUCCUGGGUUGACCAAGGCCUUUCUCAGACAGAGGGAGCUGGAGGACGGGGUUGUCUGGGAGGGCAAGCAUCAGACCUGUAUCACAGAGGACAGGGCAACAGUUGCCCUCACCUCGCUCUUCACUUCAACGGGCUUUGUUUGUGAGAAUCCUACAGCUCCCAUUAAGAUUGUAAAGCGCAGUGCUCCUCCCUGCCUCAAUGCGUUCUGCCGGCUGGGCUGUGUGUGUGCCAGCCUGGCACAGGACCGUCGUAUUACCCACUGUGGGAAGAUUGAGUGUAUAUUUGGCUGCAGCUGCCUCAGGCAGAAAGUGGUUGUGCUCAAAAACUUAAAAGGACCAGAUUCCAGUGCGUCUGAAGAGGGCCCGUCCAAGAAGAGCAAGAAGAGAAAGCGGAUGAGGAUGGCAUAUACUCUGAGAGAGGCGGAGACAGUAUCAGAACCAGCUCGGCGUGUGAGAACUUUGUGGAAGCACAACGAUGGAGAGAUGGACCCGGAGCCCCUCUUCGCCCCAACACCAGUCUGUCUUCCAUGGCUUCCAUUACAGGAAGAGUCUCCAGCAGUGGUGAGAGCGGAGGAAGGGACCAUGACAUGUGCCAGAGUGCGUGUGUUUCAAAGCAAGAGCACAAACCGACCUGAGGACAUUGACAACCACUGCCAACCAAUAGACUCCUCACCAGUGAGCCCUUCCAGGAAGUCAGAGAAGUCGUCCUCCCACGGUUUCCAGUACACGGAGCCCUGCAAGCGUCUGGAGAUCGUGUCUGAAUGUAAGUGGAGGAGCCUGGCGGACAGGAACUUGGUGCUGAGGAUUGUUUGUGAGCACAUGGCCCAGGACCACCUCACCAACCCCUUCUGGGUCAAAGGCUACCUCAUCAAACCCGUGUCUCAGACCCUGAGGAACGACGGCGAGAGCUGCUCUGUCCACUACAAGGUACAUAUCUCUCAGGUCUCGCGACCAGACGGAGUGGAGGAGGCAAACAGUGAGGAGGAAUGGAUGAGAGAGGAAGAUGAAGAAAUUAUGGAGGAAGAGGAGGGGGAGAUGGAGGAGCUGAGGGGGGAAGAUAAGGAGGUGGAGGAAGGACAAUGCGCAGAGGAGAAGCAAAGAGAGCAGGAGAACAAGGCUAUGGGGAAGAAAAAGGGUCUGAAAUGGAAGGGCCUGCCUUUCUUAAUAGGAAUUUCUCCUGCUGGCCUCCUUACUGCCAAUCUAAAGCAGACAGAAAUCUCAGACAAGGAACUUGUCACGGUGAAUGGCAGGUCCUACCCCAAUGCCAAGCUACAACUGGGCAUGAUGGGAGCCAUGCACCCAGCCAACCGACUUGCUGCUUACCUCAUGGGCAAGUUACGGAGGCCUACCGGUCCAGAGCCGUCUAUGGCAUCCUCCGUCUCAUCACAACUCAUCACACCCCCCUCAGAGACCCCUGAAGAUGCAAGGUCCUCCACGGGACAACCGGCCCAGUUGACAGCCACUCCUACCACCAGUCUUACCAUGGUUACCACCACCAGUGUUCCCUCUGUCGUUUCAGUUGCUGCAGGCCCCAAGUCCAUUGGUGAUGUGUCUCUUCCAAAGACCUCCCCAAGCAGCGGAGUGGUUACUAGUCCCCCCAUGCUGGUGCUCCCUGACCCAGGGACCAGUAACGCUGUCAGGAUGGCGUGUCCUCCUACCUCCCAGACCCCGACCCCUCUCAUCCCCCUGACCCCUCUCGCAGCAGGGCGGAGGAUGGUUCUGCAGCCGGUGCGGAGUGCCUCAGGGACCACCCUAUACCGGAACCCCAACGGACAACUAAUCCAGCUGGUUCCCCUCAGCCAGCUGCAGGCCCUCAACCCCAACCUCGUCAUGCGCAACAAGGGGGGUUUGAUCAGCUUAACCACACCUGCGUGCUUGGCCUCGGGAUCCACAGCCACCCUUAACAGCUCCCCCUCCACCACCUCUCUCACCACAUGGCAGAACACCAUCACCACCGUCCCCCUAGUCCCUUUCACUGUCCCAAAGACUCCAGGCAGCACCACCACCCCUAAAACCACGCCUCCCGAAGUCACUUCCUCCAUACCAGGCUCCAAGUCUUUCAACACCAGUAAAGUUAAUCUCUCACCCACAGAGACAAAUAGCGGAACGUACACUUUGAAGAUUGUUCCUCAGACGGGUAACAAGGAGCCCAUCAUCAUCAAGUGUCCCAAGGUGCCAGCCCAGCCAGCCCAGGGCUCCUCCAAGGUCAUGCCUAUAGUAGGGGGCUUUACUGUGCUGCAGCCUUCCCCGAAAACCACAGUAAUUACUGUCAAAUUCCCCACGAAGACUGUUAUGGAAACAGGUGUCCAAGCUGCCACCACCACCACAGUGGACUCCAAUGUAGACUGUAAGGUCACGUCUGAGCUGUAUAAUUGGAUGCUGCCUUGCCAGAAAAGCACAAAAACCCCUGUAAGCCACAAGUUUAAAUUUAUUAAAGCUGACACUAUCUCCACAACAGACUCCAGUACAGAUCCUAAGAUCCAGCCUGAGGUGGGACGAGUGCCCCCCAAAAUCCUCAGACCCCCUAUAACCCUGGUUCCAAAGACAGAUGCAACUUCGACACCUAUCUCGUCAGCGAACUCCAAUGUAGACCCCAAGCUCUUUCCUAGGAUGGCUUGUGUCAAUCAACCCCACCAGACCUGGACAGGACGACCGAAGAAGAGGAGGAAGGAGGUUGAGGUUGUGGAUCCGGUGGAGGAUGAGGACGACUCUGACGACAUGGACGAGGGGACGGAUGAGGAGAGGGACAACUCAUCUGAUGAGACGGAUUGUGUUAAUUCCUGUGUUAAUGAAGAGGAUCUCAUCGUCAUCAGUAAGCAGCUGAAGCACAAACACAACGUGCUGGAGAGGCAUCGACGCUCCGAGCUCCAGGGACGCUUCCAGCAGCUGAGGGAAACACUGGAACUUGACGAGAAAGCUGCUAAAAUUAAAAUCCUCAACGACGCCAAGGAGGAGAUCCAGGUCUUGACAAAGAAAAGCACCAACGUGGAGAAGCUGAGGAGUUCGCUGACCCUGGAGAGAGCAGUUCACGUCAAGAAGAUGUCCCAGUUAACUGGAGAGUCUGAGGAGCAGAUACUGACGAACAUCAAGUACAUCGGUUCCCAGCAGAAGAUCGAGAAGCUGCACAUCAACUGGAAGAAAGAAGGGAAAGUCUCCUCUGCUGUCUCGUCUUCCUCAGUUGUCUCCACCUGCGGUGAGUCUGAGCAGAGGCCAAGGCCUGGUCCCCUGUCAAAGAGGACCACAGAAGAGGCUCGGGGGGGUAAGAGCAUGGGAGGAGUGACAGCAGAAACGGAGGAGGACAGGGAUGAGGUGGUGGACCUUCUGGAGGACACGGAGGACGAGAAAACCGACAACUCCUCGGAUGAGACCGAGGAUUCUGACGUUGACGACGACAAAAACUACAACGCUAAAGGGCACGUCAACAAUACCAUCAGUGAUGUGGAGGAAAGCUUGCUAGAGGAUGAGCCUGUGGACAUUGAGAGUGUGGAGGACAAUGCAAAGAAGAACACCACUCCACAAUUGAAGGAAAAACGCACUAAAGAGCACUGGAACUUGCACAACAAAUAUGAGAGACAACGCUGUACUGCGUUUCGGAAGAGCUUUAAAGCCCUGAUAGAGACUUUGGACCUUGGCAACCCGGCACCUACUAAUGUUUUCAUCCUAGGGCAGGCCCGAAAACAAGUCAUUGACCUGAGAGACAAAUGCGAACGCCUGGAAAAACUGAAGAGUGCGCUGACCGAAGAACGAGCUGCUUAUAUCAAGAAAAUCUCCCAGAAAUCUGGAAAGACAGAGGAGCUCAUCCUCAGGAAACUUCAGGACAUCUCUACCAAACAGAAGAACAUGGACGUGAUGUUCAAAGGGAAGCGGAGAGCGGCGUCCUCAGCCCCCUCGUCAUCAGUCUUACCCAAUAAAGCCAUCUCACCCAGCAGCACUCAACAGCCUAAGCCAAAAUCCCUGGCUCCCGGUCUGAAGUUAAAGGUGGUACCCACCCCUGUCCCACAGCCUGCACCCAAACAACCCAAGGCAAGUCCCAUCAUCUCCCCACCCUCCAGGAAACCCCUCUCAACGUGUCGUUCUCCAGGUGAAAGGACAAGACCUAACAUCCUGUCUCGCAGGAAACCACAACCUUCCCUAGAUUCCCCACCUGUUCAUGCUCGGUUUCUCCCUCCUCAAAUGCUGUCUAUAGUGGGGGGAGUGAUACCAUCUCAGCAGGGGAUCACUAAGAGCCCAAUGCAGCCUGCCAGUUCUCUGCUGCCGGUAGGACGCGUCACUGGAAUCGAAAUGCAACAGUCUCUAAUACCAGGUGUCGCUUCAGUUACCAUCUGUAUCCCCUCAAUGUCACAACCCAUUUCUCUCACUCCACCUCGUAAUAUCCUCAACAGGGGAGUUCCUCAUAUCGCCAAUGUGAUUUCACUGGUCAAAGCCCCUCCAGGUGUGUCAAGGGGAGCUCCGAGGAGGCCAUCUCCAGUGAAGGGUAAGGGAAGUGGACUGGAGGACGGUGAGGUGCUGGGGAAGCAGCUGGACCACUCUGGAGACGGUGUAAAGAUCAACGACGCAGACAGGAACUCGGAUGAGGAGGACGAAGACAACAAAGAAGGUGACGUUGAAGACGAGAGUCUGAUGUCUCUCCUCAACGAGAUCGUCUUCCUCAACCAGCAGAUGACCACAGACAACAUCAGCCCCAGUGGUCUUCCAGUGGUCACCCACAAACCAGCCACUGAGCCUGGGGAGGUUGGUAUGGACCGGUCCUCACCACCACCACCACCGCAGGCAGAGAAGGAAAUCAUCAGAGAUGGAGAUGACGAGCGCUCCCUCAGCCCCUUGUUUCUGAGACUUGACGAGGACCUUCUGGGGAUGAAAGAGAGACAAGGCCAGGAUGAGGCUUCCAAAGGCCCAGGCCUGCCAGUGCCACAGGCAGAGGACCUUAAAGUGGGUUCUGGAUCCAACGAGAAACCAUCAGACACAGGUUCUGCUCCUGCUCCGAUUGUCAAUGGGCACAGCCCACAAGGACCAACAUGCACUGCAAAAGGUCACGGUGUACUUCAAAAGGCGUUGACCCCGCCUCCACUGCUGCAGAUGAAAGUUGGCGUGGCCAAGGUGCUGGAGACCAAUGAUAUGCCGGGGGAUGCCCUAGCCCCGCCCCCGCUACUGCAGAUGAGGCCAAUGCCGAGGCUAGCCCCACUAGGACUAAAGAGCAACCCUCAGACGUAGAACUAAGCACUAACUAACUCGGGGUCAAUGUUGUAGCCAUCUCUCCUCAAGACCCUUACUCACAUGGGUCGUAAUCAUUUGUCACCAAACUGACUGAAACAGGGUUGGACUUCUACCUGAACUUGUCCAAUAAGAAAUUUUCAUUUUUGUUUUUCUGUUGCAAAAAGUUUCGCCACGAUGUGCUGUAAUAAAUAUGACCCUUAUGUGGCUCAACCAAUCAGGGAUAACUACAUUUAAAGGUACAAUGUAGCC